GAAAUACGGCGCGUGUUAAAGCAGGCGACAUCUCUUAUUCGGACUUCACACAAGUAGUUUAUAUUCUCAAUACAUAACGGAAGACCUUUUUUGCCGCUGCUUUAAACGGAAUAUGCCGCCUCGGAGGUCACACAAGAAGUCCCGCAAUGGUUGCGACCAGUGCAAAAAGCGGAGAGUCAAGUGCGAUGAAGCCGACCCAUGCUUGAAUUGUACCCGCCGUGGCCUUGCAUGUAGUUAUCCGCCUCUUAUAGCUGCACCACGGCUUUCAAAUAAGAACAAGCAUUUUGAGCAACGAAUAGAUCCAUGCACCCCACCUUCCAACAACUCUCUUGCUGAGAUAUCGGCACGGACAGAUGCCGCCUUGAACAUUUUUCAGAGCAGCUUAGCACAUACGGCAUGCUUCUUGCGCGAAUGGAAUGGGCAAGAUCCCGAACUGAUGCACCAUUAUUGUAUAUCGACAUGCAAUACUUUCACAAAUCAAGAAGAGGUCCGUCAUGUGUGGAGAACUGUAAUCCCAACAAUCGCAUAUUCCUAUGAAUUUCUUAUGCACGGUAUCUUAUCUCUAUCCGCGAUGCAUCUGUCAUAUCUCAAGCCGGAAAAGCAUAGUCACUACCUCACCAACUCCACAUUUCAUAUGGCUCUAGGGCUCCAAACGUUCCGAACUAUUCUCCGGAAGCCAACAGAGGAGAACUGCCUUGCGCUCUUCUCAUUCUCAAGUUUGCUCAUUGUCUGGACAGGCGCAGCGCCCACUGACUCUAAGGAUGCGCAGCCUCUGAGCAGCGUAAUUGAAAUGUUCAACUUAUGCCGCGGGGUAUCUACUCUUGCCGACUUUAUGCCCCUCAUUCGGAAGUCUCCUCUUGGGCCAUUAGUAGAUCAAGACUGGUCUGAAAAACCCGGUACGCCAUUCCGUCUCUUCCGUGGUCUGGGAGGUCAGAUAACUGCACUUAGAUACCGGCUCACGGUCGAGACCUUUGGAGAAGAAGAGAAACCAGUUUUCGAGAAUGCGGUCACUGAGUUGGAGAACACCUGCCAGCGGAUUGAACAUGCAGACCCAUGCGCUCGAAUCGGUAUGAUCUAUGUCUGGCCGCUUAUGAUCCGCAACAAGUUUGUCACUUUAAUCGAGCAGAGGCAUCCAUUUGCUCUUAUAUUACUCGCUUGUUACUGCGUACAACUACAUGUAUUUCGAGAUUUCUGGUUUGUGGGAAGACGUGCAGAAUUGCUACUAUCUGAGAUCUCAGAGCUGAUCCCUUCUGGGUAUGCGGAUUUGCUGGAAUGGCCGCGGCAGUUCUGCUCGUAUAGUGCUGACCUUGGGCGAUGGAGCGUUCUUCACCCAGGCGCUGUGUCCUUAUAAUAUGUAUUUUUAUGAGUAAAUAUAUCUUUGAGUCGAAGAUAUGUGAAGGCAUCCCGCGCCAUUGUCGUAGUUCCACCAAUCAAACUUGCAAAUAAAGAUUUCUAGCUAUCCAUGG
Messenger RNA from Aspergillus alliaceus, 1466 nucleotides. Its product is annotated as Zn(II)2Cys6 transcription factor. NCBI's taxonomy places the organism in Eukaryota, Fungi, Ascomycota, Eurotiomycetes, Eurotiales, Aspergillaceae. Gene Ontology annotation, biological process: regulation of transcription by RNA polymerase II. The transcript has 3 exons. Gene Ontology annotation, molecular function: zinc ion binding; DNA-binding transcription activator activity, RNA polymerase II-specific. The coding region runs from base 113 to 1351 and encodes 412 amino acids. The record is from RefSeq and is a predicted model, not a curated record.